AAUCUAUGACAGAUAAGCUGAAUAAGACCCAGAAAUUGCUGUACGAGAGCACCAGGGAUUUCCUGCAACUGAAAUAAUUUGAGUGCCGAGCCAAUGAGAAAUCUUGGAUGGCCGAGAAAGAUCGGCUGCUCCGAGAGCUAGACCGGUGCCGAGAGCAGUUGGCUUUAAGUAGUGACACAGAGCAAGAGCGGGAACACGAGCGAGAGAUCCUGCGUUUGUCAUUGGUCGAGAAAGCAAGUCGGCACUCGCACAGUGAGGAAGUGAAGUCUCUUACAGAGCAGCUGGCACAAGCACAUCGCCUCGCUGAAAUGUACCGGGAGCAGUGUGUGACACUGGAGGAUGAGCUGGGAAAGAUACGAGAGGAGGGAGACGUGGGCAGGGAAAUCUUCAAGGUGAGUUCUUAAUACCUUGUAAAGGGGGGUUCACAUUUGAGUUACCAUUUACUACAGGGGUCCUGAAACUUUUUAGACAUGGGGCCAGUUCAUGGUCCCUCAGACUGCUGGGGGGCCGGACUGUAGUCCUCAAACUAGGCCCCCGCAUCCUCAAACUAUGGCCCACUGUCUGUUCCCCUGCUCCCGCUGCAUCCUCUUGCUCCCUGCUU
Xenopus tropicalis (tropical clawed frog) is the source of this 601-nucleotide messenger RNA. Its product is annotated as coiled-coil domain-containing protein 77-like. The transcript has 3 exons. The record is from RefSeq and is a predicted model, not a curated record. The coding region runs from base 108 to 404 and encodes 98 amino acids. Lineage: Eukaryota; Metazoa; Chordata; Amphibia; Anura; Pipidae.